AUGAAUAACUCCGAUGACAGGAUCAAACCCUUUGAACCUAAAAAGAAAACUUCUGAAGAGUCUUUGGCUACUAGGAACGAAAAUCGAAUCCAGAUGAAUGUUAAGGCUGAGGAAUUGAUUUCAAAAUUGGAGCGGAUUAAAAGGAAGAGAGAACAACUUAACAAUCGAAUCCGGGGCGAUGAAGAAAUUAAUCCUCCAGUCAAAGUUCCAAGAGGCAUCAACUUUUUUGAUAUUGAACGACUUGCGGAUGUAGCUGCGGAACAUAACGUUACUGUAUUAAAUUUGGAUAAAUUUAUUUGCGCAACUGAUAAACGAAAGAUUAUUUAUAAUGAUAGAGGUGUCUGUAUUUUCUGCGAUGUUCACGGUGUUCGACAAAUGAGUGAUAAACAUGUAGAGGAUGAGGAUUGCCCAUUUUUCUUCUGUACUUGCGCAAACUGUUAUUUGGUCGGUAAAUUGGGAGAAGCUGGACGUUUUCUUGAAAAUAAAUAA
Molecule: messenger RNA, 489 nt
Organism: Meloidogyne enterolobii
Lineage: Eukaryota; Metazoa; Nematoda; Chromadorea; Rhabditida; Meloidogynidae
Source: the annotation of a GenBank genome assembly